UUUUCAGCUGGUCGCACACAACCGUGGUGGUGUCGUAACAAUCGCAAUGGCGGCUCGAAUGGUCGUUCCACACUCUCGAUCAAACAUCAAGCCGAUAGCAUAAGAAGACGUCCGAAUAGCAACUCAGGUGUUUGGUCAUGGAGUCGCCGCUCAUCGGCCAGUCCAGAUCAAAUUGGACCACCGUCAUCGUCGCCUGCCGAAAAUCAUUAUACACACAUGGACGAUGCAUAUAGUCCAGUUAAUGAGGCAUUGUACGCUGAAUUGGAUCGCGAAUCGGUACGUUCGGCAAAUCCGUCAUAUCAAAAUACGGCCUACAGUCAGUGUGGUGAGAAAUACAAUUUUCAACAACACGAGCAAGACAUUCCGAUGGUGGUGUCAUCAGCGCCCAGCAGCGCCUAUUAUUCCGACCUCUCGGUGACCGCCAUGCCAGGCGGCGGCAAUGAGCGUGCCUACGAAAUAGUUGGCCUAACGGUCAUGUCACAACCACUGCCCAACUGGGAAGGCAGCAGCGGCGGCGGUGGCGUCUUGGGCGUAGGCGUUGGCGGUACAAUGGGCCCCCUCGGCAGCGGCGGACCAAACGAAGCCUCGCAACGGCGCAUACCACGCUUGGCGGCCAUCAAUGAGACAAGCACCAGCACCGUGGCGGCAACAGUGCCCUCAGACUAUGUAUGAGAUACGGAGGAUGGGCGGCAGUGCGAGGAGGGUGUAUAGCGAUUUUAAAAAGAAUUUAAAUGAAAUUGUUUUCGAAUAUGCACUGAGACGCAGUGUAGCAUACUUUACGGUCGUUAGUUGUUAAUAAUGGCAACGGUAGCUUGAGAAGGUGGGAAAGUAGCAGAGAAAUGUAAAAAUAAUCAUAUUUAGGGCAGUAAAAACGAAAGUGGUAAUUCAACGAGCUUAUAUUUGUUAAUACAUAAUUUAUUGUGAAUUAUUGAAAACUGUUGAAACAGUGAGAUUCUUGAAAGCAUAAAGCGCUAUUUAUGUAGAGUUAUAUUAGAUUAAAAAUUAUUAUAUUAUAUAUGUAUGUAUACAUAGGAUGUAUCUUUGAGGUAAAAAUAAUGUUAAAGUGCUUACGAAUAUUUAUAGAAUUGCUAUAGUAUGGUACGAAAUGGAGCAUGAAACAACAAAACAAAACAAAAAAAAUUAAUUAUUGUAAUUAUUCUAUUGUAAUUGAGUUAGUCUGUAAGUCUGUUAAGAUUUAACGAUUUAAUCGUUGGUGAUAUUUAGCCUAAAUAUUUAGUGUGGACACAUAGAUGUGCGAAUUGGCGUUAAAAUGCGAAAAGUAAACCUUGUAUAUGAAAUGCGGUAUACGUUUAGAAAUAAAUACACACACACAUGCGUAUACAAAGAUGUUUUAGAAUUAGAGACUGCUGUCUAUGUAAACAAUGUAGAAGUAAGCAAAGAAAAUUACAAAAAAAUAUUUAAAAAUAAUAUAAAAAAUAUUUAAAAAUUAUAUAAAAAAUAGAAUUAAAAAUUAUAAAAAAAUAUUAAAAAAAUAUAUAACAAAUCUACGCGAGUUAAACAUUAUUAGAGACAUAUUGAAAUCCUUAAAGGAACAUAUUAGAAUAAUGCAUAUUUAGCUGUUAAGCGUGCGUGUUUGUAAAAUAUACAUAUAUACAGUAAAGGAUAAAAUGGUUCACGAAAAUACCAAUAUUUUUUUUAAGUUUAAAAAUUAUAAUACAUUAAGCAUUAUGCCUACAAAAAUCUAUAAAUACAUUGAAAAGGGCAUUAAAUUUGCUUUCGAAAUCAAUACAUCUUUAGUCCAUUGACUCAAAAGUGAUUUUAAAGGAUUAUAUUCAGUUAGAAGGCCGCAAAAACCGAAAUUUUCAGAAUUUUUUCUGAGAAAACUUUUCAAUUUAUUGAUCCAAAAGUUUUUACACAUAUGGUAUAUUUUAACUAUUUUUCAACAUUUAGUUAAAAUAUUUAUUUGGAAAGGAACUACAGCUGCUAUCCCGUAACUCCUUCAAAAAAGACGUUUUGUGAUGACCACUAUAUCUCUGAACUGGAUCCUCUGAAAUUUAAAUACCAAACAGAUUUCGUUAAAAUAAUGUUAAUAAUAAUGAAUAAGUAAAAAAAAUGUUUUUGACAAAAUGGCAGUUUCUCAAAAAAAAAUUGAUUUUUGACCAAAAAUUUCGGCCUAAAAUUGUUUAUAAAAAAUCGAUGAGAUAAAUCAAUACAACUUUUGUCCAUGGACUCAAAAGUGCGAUUACUAGCACGUUGAUAUUUUUCACCGUCCUUUUUGUAAUGCUAUUUGAGGUUCUCUAAAAUAUUUGGGCUUAUUUUUUGUCUUGUGCGCGCUCUUCCACAAUUUAUUUACAGUUUUUGGGGCUUCCCUUUCGGAAAAAAUUGUUUGUUAAAAUGGCCCAAAGGUGCUCAAUGGGGUUAAAGUCUAGGGUCUGCGUGGAGAGUCAGUCCAGCAGUUCGAUCACAUUAACCACAAACCAUGAUUUGGUAGUUUUUGCGCUAUGUUUCGGACCGCUAGCCCUCUGAGUCUGAAUAUAACCUGACUUGCAUGAUAUAAGUUCUCCAGAAUUUCAAUAUAAUCUGUGAUACGCAUAAUAUCAUCGAUCGGACGAAGUAUGCCCAGCUCCAAGCCAUCAAUGAUCCACCUCCAUAUUUCAUUGUUGGAAUCCAGUACACCAACCUGUUUGUCAACCUAUGCCCUUGCGCCCCCACCUGAUCCUAUUUGAUUAAUUUUGGUUUCAUCGGACAAAGUAGCUCCUUUCUAAUCAACCAUGUUGAAUUAUUCAUAUUUUUGGCGAACUCUCAUCGAGCCUAACGGUGCUUAUCACUUAAGAACGGGCUCUUUACCAUCGUUCUAGCCUUAAAUCGGUUAUUUUUCAGGCAUAUUUGUGCAGUUUUGACGCUGACAUUGACUCCAUGGACCUCGCUGAUGACUUUAUUAGUUUCCACAGCGGUUUUUGUAGGACAGCGGACAGCGUCUGCUCUUUCACAACAAGUGAACUCAAAUUACACAUAUUCGUGAACACUAUUGUCCCUUACUGUAUAUAUGUUAAACUUAGUUUGUGUAUGUAUAAAGUUAUUGUAUUAAAGUGAAAAAAUCGCAUAUUUAUAUAUUGUAAAUGUUUCCGUAUUGACUGAGCCUAUUUACUUGCAUAUGUAUGUAUGUAUGUACAUAUGUGCACUUUUAACUAUACUAUUAUCAUAAUAACACGUAAACCAAUAACAAUGACCUUGCCUCACAGUGCAUAUUGCAUACAUACAUUAUUUUUACAUAUGCAUAUGUACAUAUACAUACAUACAAUUAUUUACAACUUAAUUGUUAUAAAACAAAUAUACAUACAUUCAAUAUUUACAAGCUGCUGAUUUCAAAGAAUAUUCUGAUGUGCUCUAGCAAGUAAGCGUUAAAAUGAAUAAUCUGAAAA
Bactrocera dorsalis (oriental fruit fly) is the source of this 3383-nucleotide messenger RNA. RefSeq lists its product as uncharacterized. The record is from RefSeq and is a predicted model, not a curated record. The annotation marks the transcript as partial. Lineage: Eukaryota; Metazoa; Arthropoda; Insecta; Diptera; Tephritidae. The transcript is spliced from 2 exons.